UUUUUGGACCACAAGUAUUUUAUUAUCGAAAUUGCCUGUACAUGGAGAGGUUACAGUUUUCCAUUCCAAUUAAUCCAAAUGCAAAAUAUCUCCCCAAUUCAAUCUCGAAUGUUUUGUAUAGCAUUCAGAAACUUGAUCAAAGCACUCUUGCUUGGCCAACCAACCAACGAAAGAAGGACGUCUGUAAGGGAAAAAGGGUUCGAUCGCCUCCGGAAGUUCCUUUAGCCGGAUCUGCAUCCUGUAUGAUCCCAAAGAAAAAAUGCUGUGCGUUAAGUUGUAACUCAAAGGCGGCGAAGAAAAAUACCUUCUAUCAAAUUCUUCAUGCCAGUCAAGAUCAGCCGCAUUUUGAAGAUAGUUCCAGAUAUAAAUAUAAAAAUAAUGAUGCCCAAUUUAAACGUGAUUCCAAAAACGACAGCAUUUACAAUGACAUAUACGAUAUUGUAAGGACGCACAUUAAAAGCAAAAGGCAACCCCAAUACGAAAAGUCCCCAGACCGACAGAUUUCACUUACUAAGCAACCUCCUAUGUUGGAAGUCUAUAAAAUUCGUCCGGUCCCAACUGAAAACAGGCAGAUUAAGAGCAAACAUCUGAAGUCAACUGAUAGAUCACCACCGAAAUCAUCUAAAGUCAAUUAUCCAAUAAUAUAUAUCAAUAAACUUCGAGAAAGAACCAAUGAGCUUUCGAAUUCCAAAGGCCGUCAGUCUAAACCGGAGUCAUCUACAUCCAAAACAUCCAAGAAAGAGUCCUUAAAAUUUCCAACAAGAGGCAACAAGCAAAAUGAAAAUUUAAAAGAAGAAGCCCAUAGGUCAACGCAAAAGUUAAGAUCAAAAUCGCUUACUACCAAACAUACUUUCAAUGAUAUAUUACAAGGCCGAGAGAGAAUCGCACAGACAAGAUCCUAAUAAAGAUGUCCUAAAGGUUCGAGAGUUGAGGUCAAAGCAGCUUACUACCAAACAUCCUAUCCAUCACGCAAAGACU
Messenger RNA from Drosophila suzukii, 978 nucleotides. The record is from RefSeq and is a predicted model, not a curated record. Lineage: Eukaryota; Metazoa; Arthropoda; Insecta; Diptera; Drosophilidae.